This is a messenger RNA of Aegilops tauschii subsp. strangulata, 594 nucleotides long. RefSeq names its product DNA-directed RNA polymerases I, II, and III subunit RPABC5. The record is from RefSeq and is a predicted model, not a curated record. Gene Ontology annotation, cellular component: RNA polymerase I complex; RNA polymerase III complex; RNA polymerase II, core complex. Gene Ontology annotation, biological process: transcription by RNA polymerase I; transcription by RNA polymerase II; tRNA transcription by RNA polymerase III. Lineage: Eukaryota; Viridiplantae; Streptophyta; Magnoliopsida; Poales; Poaceae. Gene Ontology annotation, molecular function: zinc ion binding; DNA binding.
GUGUUCUGUGCAAUUCACUCGGGGAAAAAAUCUCGUUGCCCUUCCUUUUUUUUAGAACAUCUCGUUGCCCUUCCUGCGAAGCCUUUCCUUUCCUCUCACUGACCCUCGCCUUCGCCCCAAAACCCUUGUUCCCCUUUCCUUCUCCAGCGGCGGCGGCGGAGGCGGAGGAUCGAAGAUGAUCAUCCCGGUUCGCUGCUUCACCUGCGGCAAGGUGAUCGGGAACAAGUGGGACCACUACCUCGAUCUUCUCCAGGCCGACUACACUGAGGGGGAUGCUCUGGAUGCCUUGGGCUUGGUUCGCUACUGCUGCCGCCGUAUGCUCAUGACCCAUGUUGACCUCAUUGAGAAGUUGCUCAACUACAACACCCUGGAGAAGACGGAGACAAGUUGAAGUUAAUUGAACCCAUUCUGCCUCGAAACCUUUGUUCCUUUGUACUUUCCAAGAUGCUGUUUCUUACGUCAGUGCUUAGGAGGUGAAAGGACUGUUAGUGUGACCAUGCGUUUCUACUAUGUAAUCUUCAGGGCUAUAUUAACCAACAAGUCUAUGCAUUCUCCAGUUUCAAACUUAUUAUGCUCCAAGCGUUGAACAUGUUA